ACGAAGAGAACCGAGCUCUGAAAGCAGGAUGAGGGAGGGGGAGCGACUAGGAGGAUGGAAAGAACCAAUUGGUGCCGAUGUGGAGACGGAAACACCCGAGCAUUUCCGGAGGAACCCGGGGAGUUCUGAGUGGUAAUCGAGGGGUUGACUAUGGAAGUGGGCGGGGCCAACUCGGUACGUUCGAAGGGCGUUGGCGGAAAUUACCGAAGAUGCCCGAAGCCGUCGGGACGGACCCGAGUACCUCACGCAAGAUGGCGGAGCUGGAGGAGGUGACUCUGGACGGGAAGCCUCUUCAGGCGCUGCGGGUGACCGACCUGAAGGCCGCACUGGAGCAGCGAGGCCUAGCCAAGAGCGGGCAGAAGAGUGCCCUGGUCAAGCGGCUCAAAGGGGCUCUAAUGCUAGAAAAUUUACAGAAACACUCAACACCCCAUGCUGCAUUCCAGCCAAAUUCCCAGAUUGGCGAGGAAAUGAGCCAGAACAGUUUCAUAAAGCAGUAUCUGGAAAAGCAGCAGGAGCUGCUUAGGCAGCGUCUGGAACGUGAAGCUCGAGAAGCUGCAGAACUUGAAGAAGCUUCAGCUGAGUCGGAGGACGAGAUGAUCCAUCCCGAGGGAGUGGCUUCCCUGCUGCCUCCUGACUUUCAGAGCAGCCUGGAGAGACCAGAGCUGGAGCUCAGCAGACAUUCACCCAGAAAAAGCGCCUCUGUUUCCGAAGAGAAAGGUGAAUCUGAUGAUGAGAAACCAAGGAAAGGAGAAAGACGAUCAUCCAGAGUCAGACAGGUAACUCAGUUACCUCUGAAAGCAUCCUUCACCUCUUUGGUUACUGCCUUGGAUAUCUCCUCCUCCUCCUCUUUUUCCUCAAACUAUUUCAGAGUUGGGGACCUACAGUGCCAGUAUGCCAAAUGA
This is a messenger RNA of Balaenoptera acutorostrata (minke whale), 902 nucleotides long. Its product is annotated as apoptotic chromatin condensation inducer in the nucleus-like. The transcript is spliced from 6 exons. The coding region runs from base 78 to 902 and encodes 274 amino acids. NCBI's taxonomy places the organism in Eukaryota, Metazoa, Chordata, Mammalia, Artiodactyla, Balaenopteridae. The record is from RefSeq and is a predicted model, not a curated record.